GAUCUAUUAUGAUCUAUGCUAACGUAAUUGUUUUUGGUGCUUGAUGGAAGCUUAAUUCCAUUUCUUCUUUUCUCUUUAAAUUUGGUCUCUGUUCCUGGGUUGUUACUUGUUACUGUUUUGGUAAUGGGUCUCUAUUGCUUUGCUCAUUUUGAAUUAUUCGUUUUGCGUUGAGACUGGCAGUAUAUGUAUCAUAUUGUGAUUUGUUUCUUCCUUUCAUGGGUUGACUUUACUUAGGCAUUUGUUAUAAACAUGGACCUACCAUGCUUCUCGCAGCUUCAGACAGAUGACUGUCAUUGUAACACAAGUUGAAUUUGCAGAAAUCUGAAGUAAAUUUAUAUCGUAACUUCUGGGAUUUUUUUUUGGGAACAUAGAAUAUGGCAAAGAAGAAGAAUCCAUUGGUUUUCAUGGACGUGUCCAUUGAUGGUGAUCCUUGUGAAAGGAUGGUUUUUGAGCUUUUCCCUGAUAUUGCUCCCAAGACUGCAGAAAAUUUCCGUGCCCUUUGUACAGGGGAGAAGGGAAUUGGUCCUAAAACUGGAAGGCCGUUGCACUACAAAGGGUCAUUUUUCCAUAGCAUUAUUAAGGGUUCCAUGGCUCAGGGUGGUGAUUUUGUUAAACGCGAUGGGUCUGGCGGGGAGAGCAUAUAUGGGGGAAAGUUUCCAGAUGAGACUACAAGGCUUAAGCAUGAUGGUCCUGGUCUUCUGUCAAUGUCAAUUGCUGAUCGUGACACUUUUGGUUCUCAUUUUAUUGUUAGCUUUAAGGCUAAUCAUCAUCUUGAUAGGAAGUAUGUAGUCUUUGGGAAGCUUGUGCAAGGAGAUGAAGUGCUGAAAAAGAUUGAAAGUGUAGGUGAUGAAGAAGGGAGGCCAUUGGUAACUGUAAAAAUAAUCAAUUGUGGUGAAUUUGAGGGUGUGGACAAGAAGAAAGUACAUAAACUGAAGACAGGAAAGGAUGCUUUAUCUGAUUCUGAUAGUCAUGAAGCACGUAAGAAGGGAAGGCACAAGAAAUUUUCAAGAGAUAGAAAGAAGAGGAGAAAAAGAUAUGAUUCGUCUGAGUCAGAGAGUUCAUCUGAUCCAGAUAUGGGAUCAUCUGAGUCUGAUAGUGAUUCUGACUCGUAUAUAUCCUCCUCUUCUGAGAUUAGUUCCUCAAGUGAUGACAGGCGCAAGAAAAGAAAAAGAUCUUCUAAAAGGGACAAGUAUAGACGUGGAAAAAGAAGAGAUAAACGGCGUGAAAAAAGGCGAAAGAGACGUGAUAAGAGAUCCAAACGUCGAUCAAGAAGGGUGUCAGAUAGCCUUACUGAUGGUGAUAGUGAGAGUGAAAGUGGAAGCAGCUCUGAUGAUGAUGCUCUUGAAGUCCAGGCAAAAGCUCGAAGGCGUAGAGACCCUUCUUUGAAAACUGUUGGGGAUCAGUCUCCUAUGGUUUUGGAGGAAGAAGAUGCUUCCCUUUCCCAUAAAAUAAGGGAAGAACAUGUUAUGCUUGAAAAGGAAGAAGGUGAAUCCCCCAAGGAAAAUGGAGGGCGGCGAAGCAAUGGCAUUGAGGCAGAUGCUACAUCUGACAGAAGUGAAGAUAGACUACCUGAUGUGGUAGAUGAUCAUCCAGGCAAAUCUAGGAGCCGAAGCUUAAGUCCCAAGAGGACCAUGAGUAAGAGUAUGAGUAUUAGUCCCAGAAAGAGUCUGAGCAAGAGCCCAAGUGUUAGUCCGAGGAGAAGUAUUAUGAGGAGGAGUCCUCCACGUAUCUCACAGAGGAGUUUCAGCAGAAGUCCUGCUAGAAGUGGUAGCAGCAGGAGUCCAGCUAGAAGUGUCAGCAGAAGUCCAGUGAGGGGAAGAAGGGCUAGAAGCAUUAGCAAGAGUCCUGUGAGAUCCCGUUCUCCAAGAAGCACAAGCAGGGGCCCUUUGAGAUCCCCUCCUCCAAGAAGCAGGAGCAGGAGCAGGAGCAGGAGCCCACCUAGAGCAUCAUCACGAAAAUCUAUUAGCAGAAGCCCACCUAGAGCAUCAUCACGAAAACCUAUUAGCAGAAGCCCUGUUAGAUCCUCUCGAAGAGGAUUUAGCAGAAGCCCUGUUAGGUCUUAUCGGAGAGGUGCAAGCAGAAGCCCAGUUAGAUCAUCUCGCAGAAGCAUUAGUAGAAGCUCGGGUAGGGUUCCUUCAAGGAGAAGUGCUAGUAGAAGUCCAAUUAGGGCUCCAACCAGGAACAAUCCACGGAGCUAUUCAAGGAGCCCUAGCCCCAUACAUAGGGUAAGAUCUCCUCCUGAUCGAAGAAGUUUGUCAAGAAGUGUCUCCCCUGAUGGGUCUCCCAAACGCAUCAGAAGAGGGCGUGGUUUUAGUCAACGUUACUCUUAUGCUCGGCGAUACAGAACGCCUUCUCCAGAUCGCUCUCCUGUUAGAUCAUAUCGAUAUAGCGGCAGAAGCAACCGUGACAGAUAUUCAAAUUACAGGAGGUAUUCACCUAGGCGGUAUAGAAGCCCACCAAGAGGAAGAACUCCUCCCAGAUACAGAGGCAGGAGAAGCAGAACAAGGAGCCCGUCGUUGUCACGAAGCCCUCGCUACCGUAAUCGUCGCUACAGUCCUAGUCGUAGCCCAGUUAAGAGUCUUUCCCCAGUUAAUGCACCUAGAUUUCGUGGCUCCCCACAGGCUGAGAGGUCUCCUCAUAGCCGGAGCCCAUCAGUAUCGCAGUCGUCAUUGGACUCCCAGUCUCCCAAACGAGUGAGCAGAGACAGAUCUAGGUCAUCAUCAGGAAGUCCUAAUGGAAAGAGGGGCCUGGUGUCUUAUGAAGAUGGUUCUCCUGAUUCUGGCCAAAGGUGAACAAGGGUGUAAUGAAGAUAAUGUCAGGACAAACAUCGACUUUUGAUAGAUAUUCACAAGCUCAAGUUCUCUGAUGAAAAAGAGGUCUGGGUAUAUUGUCUACCGGACAUACAUUGGUGUUUUGGUGGUGGUUUUUUUUUUGUUUUUUUUGGGUAGGCUAUGGUAUGUAGUUUAUGAUUCUCAUAACAUUUUUAGGGUAAUCUUUGGUUUGAUGCCAGGAUGUUUUUUUUAGUAAUAAAUAUUGCAUGAAUCGUUAUUUGAUGGAUUGAA
This is a messenger RNA of Hevea brasiliensis (rubber tree), 3062 nucleotides long. RefSeq names its product peptidyl-prolyl cis-trans isomerase CYP95. The coding region runs from base 375 to 2792 and encodes 805 amino acids. Lineage: Eukaryota; Viridiplantae; Streptophyta; Magnoliopsida; Malpighiales; Euphorbiaceae. Gene Ontology annotation, molecular function: peptidyl-prolyl cis-trans isomerase activity. The record is from RefSeq and is a predicted model, not a curated record. The transcript has 14 exons. Gene Ontology annotation, biological process: protein peptidyl-prolyl isomerization.